CUUAUUCGAACAGUUUACUGCCAGACGCUUGACUGAUAACCCUAUACCGCAUCAGAGCUACGAAAAGUCAAGAUUAAUAUUGUUGAUUCGAAGAAAUGUUUCCCCGAAUAGAUGCCUCUAUAAUGUUUUGAAGGCGCAAAAUUUAUUUGUUCGCAAAGGGAUUUUUUUUUGGAUUUUAAUUCCGUGAUUUAAAAAGUUACUACUAAUAUGCGUCUAGAAAUACCUGAAUUAACGAGAUGCUGUUUUUUUGUGCCGCUCCGAUACGGCAUUAUGAUAUUUGGUUAUUUAAAUUUGCUGUUUGCAGGUUUCAUAUGCGGUGCAUACAUACAUUAUUUGAACAAGAAUGCCGAGAAUGUUACCAUGAUAAGUGAUGUUAUUAUCAUAUACAAAGGCGUGGGUUUCUUUGCGCAUGUAUGGUUGACGUUUUUCUUGUAUUUCGUUGAAGUCAUAUUCUGUGGUAUAUUACUCGUUGGAGUCCAUAUGAAACGUCCGUUCUUAAUCCAAUUAUUUUAUUACUACUCAAUAGCAACAAUUUUGGCUAGUAUCGCCAUUUUUAUAAUAGAUAUCUCAAUAAAUACUCCUAUGCAAUUCAUUCCUUUGGACUAUGCUACUAUAUUCUGUGGAUUUGUGAUACAAAUAUAUUUGAUUCUCCUAGUGCGGAGUGAAUUAUCUAAGUUGCGGUAUCACGGAGACAUUAAUUAUGUGAAUCAUGUACCAAAUAUAGAGGUCCAACUCAACAGAGGCGAAGGACCUUCAUGAAGAAGAAAACUAAGGAUAUUAAUUUUAAAUUAAUGCUUCUGUUCUUUAUUUUCCUGCGUGAGACGAAUGUCAAAGACAUUUUGCAAAUAAUUUAUAUCAUAACAUAAGUUAAUAAACUUUUUUGGUUUUUCGAGUAUUUUAAAUUUA
Bombyx mandarina (wild silkworm) is the source of this 906-nucleotide messenger RNA. RefSeq lists its product as uncharacterized. The record is from RefSeq and is a predicted model, not a curated record. Lineage: Eukaryota; Metazoa; Arthropoda; Insecta; Lepidoptera; Bombycidae.